CCCGACUCCUGAAUGGGAGGAAAGGACCUAGAGGACACAGAUUUCUUGAUGUCCUAAGGCCUACCAGGGCUAAAGGGCGAGGGAGUGACCCGGGCUUCGGAGUUACCCCUGUAAAGAAUUUUCUUUCGUUUUGUUGCCACAGCCUCUCGAGGGAAUUAGCAUCCCUCUUUAAAGAUGCGGAGGCCCCAGGAGAGGAAGUGUGACUUGCACCAGGUCACACAGUAAACCGUACAACUGGAAGAGGAGUCGAGAUCAUCAGUCCCAUACCCUCACUUUGCAGAUGGGGAAACUGAGGUCCAGAUAGGGAAGUGCCAUGAAAAGAGAGAGCUCCUGGAUCUCCAGUCUCCCCUGAGGGGUGGAGGAUUAUUAGGCACCCUCUGCUACCUACUUUCUACUUGACAAUGGACCAAGAUGAUCCUGGAGAAGCCAUGACAGAACUACAAGGGCGUUCCAUUGGAGGUUUGGGUGUAAUGCAGUUGGCAGUUGGUGCUGGCUUAUUUGUCUAUGCCGUAUGGGCAGGGUUCCUCAUGCCUGGUUUCCGAAAAGUACCCCUGAAGCUUCAGGUGCCUUAUGUUCCAGCAAGUAAGCGGCAGGUACAGAAUGUGCUGAAUCUUCUCCAGGGUCGCUCUGGAAAGAUAGUGGACUUGGGCUCUGGUGAUGGCAGGAUUGUUUUGGCAGCAUACCGACGAGGAUUCUAUCCUGCUGUGGGUUAUGAACUGAAUCCCUGGCUUCUACGGCUUUCCCGGCUCCAUGCCUGGCGGGCUGGUUGUGCUCAAAGGGUUUGCUACCUAAAAGAGGAUCUCUGGAAGGUGAAUCUGGCUGAUUGCAGCAAUAUCACAGUGUUCCUGGCUCCCAGUGUGCUCUCUCUCCUGGAGACCAAACUACUAGCAGAAUUGCCCAAUGAGGCCCGAGUGAUAUCUGGUCGAUUCCCUUUUCCCAAUUGGGAGCCAACAGCUACAGUUGGUGAGGGCCUGGACAAGGUUUGGGCUUAUGAUGUUGGACGCGUCCGGCAAACUAUGGCUGAGAGGGCUGCAGCCUUCGAACAGGGAACACCUGUCUAGGUUUUGAGGAGGUACAGCUCUCUUCAUGGGAGGGAUACUCUACCUUCUAUAUAAGAGCAACCCGGCUAGCCCUCAUCCUCGCCAAGGAUUUCAUCUUCCUUAACUACAAAGAACCAGGAUGUGCUGCUCCUAGUCACUAUAUGUGGGGCUCAAACAGAUGAUAAGAGCCAACACUGAGGGAAGUUCAGGACUAUUUCUGAAGAUUUUCACUGGCGGUCUAGGUCAAGAACUGAAACUUGUUUCUUGUGGUUCACAUUUGAACACAAUAAAAGUUGGUUUUGUCUA
Gracilinanus agilis (Agile Gracile Mouse Opossum) is the source of this 1346-nucleotide messenger RNA. It is a transcript of the gene ANTKMT, whose product is annotated as adenine nucleotide translocase lysine methyltransferase. Lineage: Eukaryota; Metazoa; Chordata; Mammalia; Didelphimorphia; Didelphidae. Gene Ontology annotation, biological process: regulation of mitochondrial ATP synthesis coupled proton transport; positive regulation of proton-transporting ATP synthase activity, rotational mechanism; peptidyl-lysine trimethylation. Gene Ontology annotation, cellular component: mitochondrion. Gene Ontology annotation, molecular function: protein-lysine N-methyltransferase activity. Bases 402 to 1061 code for a protein of 219 amino acids. The transcript has 6 exons. The record is from RefSeq and is a predicted model, not a curated record.